Nerophis lumbriciformis (worm pipefish) is the source of this 2670-nucleotide messenger RNA. Its product is annotated as protein FAM117A-like. Lineage: Eukaryota; Metazoa; Chordata; Actinopteri; Syngnathiformes; Syngnathidae. The record is from RefSeq and is a predicted model, not a curated record.
GUGGCGGUGUAGUUUGGAGUCAGAAAGAAAAAAAAACACACAUAGAAACUUUUUUUUUUUUUUUUUUUUAAGCCCAACACAACUUGAACAAAAUAACUCAUUCCACCUUCGAAUAUGGACUCGCUGCAAUAGACGCUGCUUUCUCGUAGAAAGGCUUGAGCUGCUUCCUCGUUCGUCCGGUGGCAGCAGCAGCAGGCUAGAAACAUCUCCUCACCUCACAAAGAAACUUGGCUGGCUAGGCUGCUAACUUCGCCACUGAACACGACAAGAAAAGUGGACAAAAACCUCGAUGACGAGACAAAAAUAGCAUCUCACCAUACACGACGACUUUUACACGCGGGUGGAAAAUGUCUGCCUGCUGAUUCGGGGUUGAAAUUUGUGUGGAGUUUUUUUGAAGCUUGGGGGAAGAGUUGUAUUUCAUUGCUGAGAACCCCCCUCCUCUCUCCAUCACCACCAUCAUCAUCCAUAGCUGGUCCAACACCGACCCUUCAGGCAUGUCAGGCCGGAGUGGAGCUGCUGUGGGCCCGCAGCCCCUCAAGGCGACUGUCCCCUAUCAGCUGGCCAGCAAGCAUCGAGCCAAAGGCAGGGAUGGCAAGUCAGGUACUAUAUUGACCGCCGGAAAGAGCAAACCGCAGCAGCCGAGCCCCGGCAUGAGGAGGACCAUGUCUCUGGACGCCAUCAUCGGUCCCUAUCUGCACGGCCACUGGCCUAAAGAACCAGAAGGCGGCUUGUGUCGCAAGGACAAAUCCACUCAGACGCCACACUCCUGGUCAGACAAAACACACAGCAGGAGGGACGUCGAUGACAUCAUCGCGAGCAGCAGCAUCGCCACCAACCACAAGCGCUCGGCAUCAUGGGGCAGCGUCGAGCAUCUCCAGGAAAUCGCCAAACUAAAACAACAGCUGCACCAGCGCUACAAACCUGCCGUCUCGGGGGGACACGACAAAGACCGCCAGCGGGGCCUGACCCUGGGGACGUGUAGCCUAGGAACCACUCAGACUCAGCCCAUUCCCAUCCCGCUGGCUCCCUUGUCUACGCUGGUCCCUCGCCUGCGCUGCAGCGUGGAAGGCCUCAACCAGGAGCUGGAGGGCAUGUUCAUCUGCCAGCCGGCGCACCAGCAGCACCAGUUCCUGGAGGUUCCAGAUGGACACCGUGCUCCCGUGCCGCCUCAGAGCUGCAGCAGCGGAUCUCAGAGCGACCCGGCCUCCGUGUCGCCUCCCUCGCCGUCUUCGUCCUCCUCAUCCUCCCCAUGCUCCACAUCCGAGGACGCCCCUGUGAACGUGCAUCAAGGCUUGGAUCUCCUGUCUCCGGUUUCAUGCCUGAGUGAGGCCGACCUCUCGUUGCCUCUGCUCAUCUCCUCCUCGCCAGGCCCCAACAAGAGCUGCUGCUUCCAGAGAGAACCCCCCGAGGGCUGCGAAAAGAUCCGAGUCUGGGAGGAGAACAGGUAUGAUAAAGACACUUGCAACCAGCCCAAGCCAGUGGUAGCGGUCUCCUCCUGCCCAGACCCCAACAAGGUCAACUUUACCCCCCAUGGGGGCUCCGCCUUCUGCCCCGUCAGCCUCCUAAACCCUUUACUCCCCUCCAUGGACCUGCUGUUCUGUAGCCUGGCCGUCUCCAGCCAGGGUGGAUCACGUGCCAGCAACAAGGUGGACCCUUUUGCUGCCGUUUCUGGCGAGGGUUUCGUGCGUGGCGACUCCUAAUACUUCAUUCUCUGUGAGUUGUGUUACUAGUGUUGCUUUGAUUUAGAAAAGCCUUCUUUUUCUAUCGGAAAUGUUUAUUAAAAAAAAAAAAAAAAAUCAUAAUAAUGAAAAUAAUCAAUCCAAAGGGUUUUUUGUAUGUUGUGUGAUCCAAAGACUGUCUUUAGACCAAGUGUGAAAGCUAAGAUUUAGGUUAUUUAAAUGUUUGUAUUCACCUCGCACCGUCGGUGUACGAAGCUCGACAAAUCAGUCAUGUGCUGUUUAAUGAUGUCCGACUGAAGGGUUUUAGUGGGUAGCGUCAUCGCUGACAGCUUCCCUGCCAUAAACCGUUUGUGUUCAAAGACAAAAAGGACAAGUGCACACGUUGAUGGACGUAGUAACAAGUUUGUCUGAUUUCGUUGGAAGUUGACUGCCUAUCCCAGAGCGUCCAAAGUGAAGCCCUGGGGCUACUUUCUUUUUAUUGGCCUCUUUGAAAAAUACAAUUAAACAAGAAAAAUGCUGAAAAAAAGAGCGCAAUAGUUCAAUUGGUGAUAUUAAUAACGCUACUAAUAGUACGCUUUAUCACGUCUGGUUGUUGUUUUUUUAGCUACUUGUGUUGGGUUCCUACCUGUUAACUAAAUUAAAAACAUUAAAAUAGCCCCCAAACACUUGGCUUAUUAAGUAUGGGCGGGAAAAGUUUGGACACCCUUGACAAGCCAGUUUUAGUAGUGUAGAAUUGUCACGUUCUCCUCUUUUAUUUCUGGUAGACACGUUUGCACAAAUGGAUUCAUUUUUCCCCCCCACUUUUUGUACUUCUUCUUAAAUAGUAGUUGUGUGAAUCCUCAAAUAACCUGCAAAAUAAGCUAAAAAAAAAAGGAGAAAAAAACCUGUUUUAGUUUUUGUGUUCACAUAAUCAAGACAGGUGUUACAUGAAAUCUUGUAUCAGGUAGAUUUGUAUGCACUUCAAGGAAAGGGUUUUUAUACGAGUCUUCCU